This is a messenger RNA of Cylicocyclus nassatus, 1178 nucleotides long. NCBI's taxonomy places the organism in Eukaryota, Metazoa, Nematoda, Chromadorea, Rhabditida, Strongylidae. The record is from the annotation of a GenBank genome assembly.
AUGCUAACAAAAGCUUAUUGCGUUUCUCUUGUUAUUCUCUCGCUCCACCCAAUGCUUAUUGUCAGCAUUCGUCACACCCAAUCGCCAUCAAAAAAGCAGUUAAUUAUAGACACUGAUGGAUUCUCGGACGAUAUACGCGCUAUAUCGCUUGCCUUGCAGCAUCCGAAUGUGGAGGUGCUGGCGUUCACUACCGUUCACGGUUGUGUGACCGUAGAGCAAGCCACUGCAAAUGUCGCAAGAUGCCAACGUGCAAACGCACUUAAGCAUCCUAUACCUAUCUACAAAGGAGCUAGUGAAUCUCUAUUAAACAAAGAAAGCAAUCUCAAUGGAAUGUUUGGCGACGGAUUAGGAAACCAACCGAAAGCAUUCCCAGAGCUCCGUGAUCGUGACUUCGUGCCUACGUCUGAAGAAAGUGCUGCAUUAGCACUCGUUCGCUUAUCGCGCAAACAUCCAGAAGCAACACUGGUCUGCCUAGGACCGCUUACCAACGUGGCUAUAGCACUGAAAAUAUACCCAAAAUUAACCUUUGCCAAAGUAUUUAUCAUGGGAGGAAACUAUCAAGGAAUUGGUAAUGUAGCAUCGAACUCAUCAUCAGAAUUCAAUUUUCAUGGUGACCCAGAAGCUGCGUCAAUAGUUAUAAGCAAAUUGGCGGAAAAGAUUGUAAUGAUUCCAUGGGAGGCUUUUUUCACUGAAGGCGUCAAGCAUGAAAAACUAGUGGACUUUGACGCGCAUUUGCGAUAUAAUACAAAUCUGUCGUCAUUCCUGAAUACAGCCACGAGUGAAGUUCGAGCUGAAAUGGCGAAAAGUAAUCGCCAGAAUUCAUACUGUGAUGAGAUUGCGGUUGCUGCUGCCAUAGACAUGAAUCGAGUGGCUCGCAAGUUGAUGCACCUGAGAAUAGAAGUGGAACUUUUUGGAGCCCAUACUAGGGGUCAAGUGGUCGUUGACUGGGUGGAUGUUAUCUGGAAGAAGAAGCAAUUUGUUGCUGUUCAAGGACUAAGAGGAAGGCUGCCUCCCAUUACAUUCAUUGUCUCUUAUGAUGUUUUCUUAGUCGACAAAUGGAUCCAUAAGGCCGUAAUAGGCCAUCGUGGGAGAUGGUGAUUAGAAUUUUCAUGGUUGCAUGCGCUUAUCUUCUACAUUAUGUAAGGUACAAUACCGCUUACACAAUGUGCAAAAUUUCC